ACUUUCUCGCUGCUGCCAAAACUGUACUUUGAACCAAAACCUCCGUCGGCCUUCUGUUCUCUUUCCCCAACUCGCAGCUUUUUCUUAUCCUGUAAGUGCUUUCUGUUCUCUUCUGUGUAGCUAAAUCUACAAGCCUGAUUAUUUGUAGUUUAUUUCUUGUCUUCAUAGUUUUGCUUUACCCAGAAUGAGAUGAUUUCAUUUUCAUUUCUCUUUGUCUACUCAAAAUUGUAUGUUUUAUAUGAAUGCUAGUGUUUUUGCUGCUCAAGUUAAUUUGUUGAUAUUUUUUUUUUCUUUUGGGCUCUAAAAUUUCCCUCGGACGUUCUGUGUUAGAGUCCUGCCGGCGUUGCCGCUAUAUUCAUUAAAUUCGAGCAUAAUGAAACUAUAUUUCUUAUGUUAUCAGAUGGUCGAACUCAUUUAAGUAGUACUACACUUGUUUCAAAAUCCGUAAUGGGUAUGAAUGAAUUGGGUUUGUGUAUUUGUUAGUUAUUAAUGCCAGUGCAUGAUGAUCGGCUUAUGUAAUUCACACAUUGUGUGAUAGAUUAAUAAGUAUCAUUUAUUUUGUAUUAAUAAUAACUAAGAAUAAUCUUAAAUACUCUAAAAACGUACAAGAAUACAAUAAACACUUGAAUUAUGUAGUUUCUUUUUUAUUUUUCAAUUUCAUUCUGUUGAUCUAUCACUUAUUCACUUUUCAUUGUGAUGUGAAUUUCUUUAACAUAAAUAUUCCUUUGUGGGCAGAAUGCUUAGGACAUGUUGUUCAGAAAACAGUGGAAGCUGGACAAUUUCAGUAAUGUGGGCUUUUCUAGGCUAUGGAGACGAUAUACAUCAAUGCCGGGCAGAGCUGUAGUAGAUAUGGCUGCGAAAGAUGGGGAACUGAGGGUCUUCAUAGUUGCUGGAGAGGUUUCAGGGGAUUCCAUUGGUUCUCGUCUCAUGGCGUCUUUAAAGAAGCACUGUUCGGUUCCUACCCAUUUCUCGGGUGUUGGAGGAUCCAUGAUGUCCAGACAAGGAUUAAACUCUCUGUUUCCUAUGGAGCAUAUUUCAGUGAUGGGGAUAUGGGAGUUGUUGCCGCAUCUGAAUAAAUUCAGAUUGAAGCUGAAGGAAACAGUAGAGGCUGCUUUUCUUUUUCAGCCCCAUGUUAUUGUAACAGUGGAUUCCAAGGGGUUCUCAUUUCGUCUCCUGAAGCAGUUACGGGCUAGUUACAGUCAGAGAGGAUUGGUUAGUCCAGUACACUUCCAUUAUGUAGCACCAUCAUUUUGGGCAUGGAGAGGGGGUGAAGCAAGACUCAAAGGCCUAGCUGAAUUUGUGGAUCAAGUAUUCUGCAUACUUCCAAAUGAGGAGGAAGUUUGCAAAUCAAAUGGUUUGGAUGCAACCUUUGUUGGCCACCCCAUUCUGGAGGAUAUUGUUUAUCCGAAUUGGGGAAAGGACGUCUCACCAUGUGAGUGGAAGGUAGAUGGAGAUUGUGAAGAUUUUCGAAGUAAAAAUGCAAUACCUGCUGGGACCACAGUCAUUAGCUUGCUUCCUGGAAGCAGAUUGCAAGAGGUCACACGGAUGCUUCCCAUCUUUGCAAACACUAUGGAAUUAUUAAAAGAAUCCAUUCCUGAGUUGAUGUCAGUCAUCCAUGUUGCUCCAAAUCAGCAUGUAGAGAAGUACAUCACGGAAGUCGUUCAUAAGUGGCCUGUGCCUGUUUUAUUGCUUCCAGGAGGAUCACCAAAGCUCAAAUAUGAUGCAUUCAGUGCGAGUAGGGUUGCGUUAUGCGCUUCUGGUACAGUUGCUUUGGAGUUGCAGCUUGCGCGGUUGCCAUGUAUUGUUGCUUAUCGAGCCCAUUUCCUAACUGAAUGGUUUAUUCGUUAUAAAGCGAAGAUAUCAUAUAUUUCACUCCCCAAUAUUCUAUUGGACUCGGCUGUUAUUCCUGAAGCUCUCUUUGAAGCAUGCACACCUACAAAGCUUGCCCCACUGCUCAUGUACAAUUUUUGUUGUGAUGCAAGCAUGGGAAUUGAUACACGAUAGAGGCCCCCGAGAAGAACAGAUCAUUGCUGCUGAAAAGAUCAUCAGACUUCUAUAUCCUUCAGAAAUGAUUAUAACCAACUUGUUACAGCAGGAUUCAAGACUGAGAUUCCCUGAUUGCACACCAAGUAUGAUAGCAGCAUCCACCAUAUUACACUAUGUGAAGCCCCGAUGACUGCUUAUCAUUUAUUUGGUGAAAAAUGUUGUCCAAUUGUUGAUAUUAUGUUGGUAAUAAAAUCUUUUUUCCUCUGAA
This is a messenger RNA of Juglans microcarpa x Juglans regia, 2254 nucleotides long. Its product is annotated as probable lipid-A-disaccharide synthase, mitochondrial. Gene Ontology annotation, molecular function: phospholipid binding; lipid-A-disaccharide synthase activity. Lineage: Eukaryota; Viridiplantae; Streptophyta; Magnoliopsida; Fagales; Juglandaceae. Bases 748 to 2004 code for a protein of 418 amino acids. The transcript has 8 exons. Gene Ontology annotation, biological process: lipid A biosynthetic process. The record is from RefSeq and is a predicted model, not a curated record.